AUGCGCCGUCCCGGGAAGGGCAGCUCUCGGAGCCGGAGAACGAGUCGCCCAAGGCCGACAGCGACGUCUUCCUCAUCAGAGCGCAAGGGUUCCCCUUCUCCUGCACCGAGGAAGACGUGCUCACCUUUUUCGAUAACUGUAGAAUUCGAAACCGUGAGAACGGCAUACACUUCCUCUUAAACAGGGAUGGGAGACGCAGAGGGGAUGCCUUGAUUGAGCUGGAGUCCAAAGCAGACGUCCAGAGAGCCUUGGAAAAGCACCUGAGGUACAUGGGCCCACGCUACGUGAAAGUUUUUGAAGUGCACGACAGUGAUGUCGAGGGCUUACUACAAAACCUGCGGGAUGAGUCGCAAGCCAUAAACGAUGGAGUUGUACUACUCAGAGGCCUUCCAUUCAGCUCCACUGAGGAGGAUAUCAUGAAUUUUUUUUCAGGUUUGAGAAUAACAGACAUAGUUUUUAUUUACCGGGGAGAAAGAAGAACAGGAGAAGCUUUUGUGCAGUUUGCAGUCCCUGAAAUGGCAGCGAAGGCCUUGUUACAGCACCGAGAAUACAUGGGCAGCCGAUACAUAGAAGUGUACCUAAGCAGAAAACAUCAUAUGCAAAAGCACAUGCCUUAUGACAGGCAGAUGGUGACCUACCCCAAAGUGAGAAAAGAACAGGAAUCUAUUUAUGAAGAAAGAAGAUUGAGCAAUGCAGGAGGUGCCGAUGCUGAAACAGAAAAUAAAUUCUGCAGGGAAGGAACAGAAAGCUCCAGGAAUGUUUCAGAAUCCAGGAAUGUCUCGUCACCGCUGCAUUUUGUCCACAUGAGGGGUUUUCCUACCCAAGCCAGUGCCCAAGACAUUAUAAAUUUUUUUGCUCCACUGAAGCCCACAAGGAUCACGGUGGAAUACGACUCCCAAGGAGACGCCACCGGAGAAGCGGAUGUGCAUUUUGAGAGCCAUGAGGACGCCGCCGCCGCAAUGGCGAAGGACGGGUCACAGCUGCGUAAGUGA
Molecule: messenger RNA, 992 nt
Organism: Apaloderma vittatum (bar-tailed trogon)
Lineage: Eukaryota; Metazoa; Chordata; Aves; Trogoniformes; Trogonidae
Gene: GRSF1
Product: G-rich RNA sequence binding factor 1
Exons: 7
Biological process (GO): regulation of RNA splicing
Cellular component (GO): nucleoplasm; ribonucleoprotein complex
Molecular function (GO): RNA binding
Source: RefSeq, a predicted model, not a curated record